AUGCUCGGCCGCCGCCAUGUCCUCCCAUCCGUUUGCACCACCGUUAAAGAUUUGAUGGUUGAAGGGACCUUUCCGACAGGCACCUUCCUCGUAACCGUGCAAGAUCCCUUUAGUACCGAUGAUGGCGAUCUAGCUAAAGCUCUAUACGGCAGCUUUUUACCCAUUCCCGACAUAAGCUUAUUCGAAAUGCCAAAAGAAGAAGAAUUUGCGCCGGCCAACCAACCUGGUGCAGUAAUUACUGUCAAGGGCAAGGUCAAGGUGAAUCAAGGAAGGAAGAGGAUCAAAUUGAAGGUCACAAAUAAAGGAGAUCGACCUAUCCAGGUUGGCUCGCAUUAUCACUUCAUUGAGACAAAUCCCCACCUCGAGUUCGACCGUAUUAAGUCAUAUGGAUACCGUCUCGAUAUCCCCGCUGGCACGUCUAUCCGCUUUGAGCCUGGAGAUAUGAAGACUGUGACUCUAGUCGAGAUCGCAGGAAACAAGAUCAUUCGUGGUGGCAGUCAUCUGGCUGCUGGCAAGGUUGAUCUUUCUCGUGCGGAGGAAAUCCUUGCCAAGCUCCAAGAAGCGGGCUUCGCACACGCCCCAGAUCCGGUCGGCGACGCUAAGUUUAUUAAUGGUUGUGAAAUAGAUAGAGCCGUUUAUCAAACAAUGUUUGGCCCUACCGUCGACGAUCUCGUCAGAUUAGGCUUUACGGAUCUAUGGGUCAAGGUCGAGAAGGAUCUAACUGUUUAUGGCGAUGAAUGCAAGUUCGGUGGUGGGAAAACCAUAAGAGACGGCAUGGGUCAAGCUACAGGUGUAUCUGACGAGGUAUCACUGGACCUUGCCAUUACGAAUUCUUUGAUUGUGGAUUGGAGCGGAAUCUAUAAAGCAGAUAUUGGUAUCAAAAAUGGAAUUAUUGUUGGCAUUGGAAAGGCUGGAAAUCCAGAUGUGAUGGAAGGGGUUAGUCCCAAUAUGAUCAUUGGGGCUUGCACCGAUAUAAUUGCUGGAGAAGGGCUGAUAAUAACCGCGGGUGGCAUUGAUACUCACGUCCAUUACAUCUGCCCCCAGCAAGCAGAUGAGGCUAUCGCAUCUGGCAUAACUACUAUGCUAGGAGGAGGAACUGGUCCUGGCGCUGGGACUACCGCAACAACUUGCACACCCGGGAAGAACAACACCCGUCUAAUCCUUCAAGCCUGUGAUACCCUGCCUGUCAAUAUUGGAGUUACAGGCAAGGGUAGCGAUAGCGACCCUCUAGCUUUGCGAGAGCAAGUUAUUGCCGGCGCAUGUGGCCUUAAACUUCACGAGGAUUGGGGAUCUACUCCCUCAACAAUCGAUACGUGCCUUUCAGUUUGCGAUGAGUUCGAUGUUCAAUGUCUCAUCCAUACUGACACUUUGAACGAAUCUGGCUUUGUCGAGUCCACGGUCGCGGCAUUUAAAGACCGCACAAUUCAUACAUACCACACCGAAGGUGCUGGCGGUGGUCACGCACCAGAUAUCAUUAGUGUUAUCGAACAUGCUAAUGUUUUACCUGCAUCUACCAACCCAACUAGGCCUUACACGAAAAAUACUCUCGACGAGCAUCUCGACAUGCUGAUGGUCUGCCACCACUUAUCGAAGAAUAUUGCCGAAGACGUCGCUUUCGCCGAAUCACGUAUUCGUGCCGAAACAAUCGCCGCCGAAGACGUUUUACACGACCUUGGAGCUAUUAGCAUGAUGUCAUCUGAUUCUCAGGCCAUGGGCCGAUGUGGAGAGGUGAUUGUCCGGACCUGGCACACGGCCCACAAGAACAAACUUCAACGUGGUCCUCUGAAAGAAGACGAGGGUACAGGGGCAGAUAACUUCAGAGUCAAAAGAUAUAUCAGCAAGUAUACGGUCAACCCAGCUAUUACACAGGGUAUGGGCCAUAUUAUCGGCAGCGUCGAGGUGGGAAAACUGGCAGAUCUUGUAGUAUGGGCUCCUGCUUGGUUUGGAACCAAGCCCACGAUGAUCCUCAAAGGCGGCAUGAUUGCAUGGGCAAAGAUAGGCGACCCCAAUGCGUCAGUCUCCACCGUCCAGCCCAUCGUCGCCCGGCCCAUGUUCGCGCCACUCGUCCCUAAAACAUCCAUCCUCUUUGUUUCUGAAGCAUCAAUCACAAGCGGCAAUAUCGCCUCCUACUCCCUGAAUAAGCGGGUUGAAGCUGUUAAGAACUGUCGCAAGAUUAGUAAGAAGGACAUGAAGUACAAUGAUGCGAUGCCGAAGAUGUCGGUCGACCCGGAGAGUUAUAGGGUCGAGGCUGACGGUGUGCAUGUUACUUGUGAACCGGCGGAUUCCUUGCCGCUGACGCAAGCGGCGUAUGUGUAUUAG
Venustampulla echinocandica is the source of this 2319-nucleotide messenger RNA. Its product is annotated as Urease. Gene Ontology annotation, cellular component: urease complex. The record is from RefSeq and is a predicted model, not a curated record. Gene Ontology annotation, molecular function: nickel cation binding; urease activity. The transcript has 4 exons. The coding region runs from base 1 to 2319 and encodes 772 amino acids. Gene Ontology annotation, biological process: urea catabolic process. NCBI's taxonomy places the organism in Eukaryota, Fungi, Ascomycota, Leotiomycetes, Helotiales, Pleuroascaceae.